This is a messenger RNA of Saccostrea cuccullata (small rock oyster), 762 nucleotides long. Its product is annotated as midasin-like. Bases 31 to 762 code for a protein of 243 amino acids. Gene Ontology annotation, cellular component: nucleus; preribosome, large subunit precursor. The transcript has 6 exons. NCBI's taxonomy places the organism in Eukaryota, Metazoa, Mollusca, Bivalvia, Ostreida, Ostreidae. Gene Ontology annotation, biological process: ribosomal large subunit assembly; ribosomal large subunit export from nucleus. The record is from RefSeq and is a predicted model, not a curated record.
GGAGACUACAGGACUGGGAAGAGAUUAAACAUGAGGAAAGUCAUUCCAUACAUCGCCAGUCAGUUCAGGAAAGACAAAAUCUGGCUCCGUCGUACCAAACCCAGCAAACGACAGUACCAGAUCAUGCUGGCUAUAGACGACUCCUCAAGUAUGGUGGACAACCACUCCAAACAGUUGGCCUUUGAGUCCCUGGCGUUGAUUUCUAAUGCUCUGACUUUGUUAGAGGCGGGAGAUCUAAGUAUCUGCAGUUUUGGAGAGUCUGUACAAGUCCUUCACCCGUUUACUGAGCAGUUCACAAGUCACUCCGGGUCCAGAUUGUUACAGCAGUUUACAUUUGAACAGAAGAAAACCAAAGUGGCUCAGCUUUUGAAGAAAGCCACAUCAGUGAUGCUGGACGCUCGGUCCCGACAGCGGGGAAUGCUGGGUAAUCCUGAGACUUCACAGUUACUGCUGAUCGUGUCUGAUGGGCGGGGCUUGUUUAAUGAGGGAAUGGAGACGGUCAGAUCGGCCGUCAGACAGGCGCGGGAGGCUGGGGUGUUCCUGGUGUUUGUUAUCAUUGAUAAUCCCCAGAACAAGGAUUCUAUAUUAGAUAUAAAUGUCCCAGUUUUUAGAAGCAGAAGCCAGCUUCCAGAAAUCAAUCCCUACAUGGAUUACUUCCCUUUUCCUUUCUACAUCGUACUGCGAGACAUUAACUCCCUUCCUCACGUGUUGUGUGACGCCUUAAGACAAUGGUUUGAACUUGUGACAGCAGUGGAUGUUUAA